ACACAAUUGUCAAACGUCAAAUGUCGCGGAGUCGCGGACAUGGAGACUUUUUUUGACAACACUAUAAAGUAGAAUAAUAAACAAUAACUUCAAUCUGUAAUACAUUAUUAUACUUUCAUUAAGUAAAAAUAACCACAUCAAAAUGGAUUUACAUCCACUUAAUUUGGCUCAUCAACAACACCGUCGUGCUGAGGCGCAUCUCAUCAACAAUAGAUACGAUGAAGCAAUGCAGUGCCAUCACAAUGCUGCGGAAUUAUUAUUGGACGCUAUGAAAUCCACGACGUCAUCAGUCGCGCUAGAAUCCAUCACACUACAACACAGUUACCACCUAAAACAAAAGGAUCUCAUCAAAAGCAAGAAAGAACAAUACGAAAGAGUGAAAAAGGCCAUGGAUCACAUCAAAGGUUUGAGCAAAGAUCCAAACUAUAAUAUCUUAAGUAAUGAUAGUUCAAAAGUCCAAGUUGCUAUAUAUAGAACAAUAAAUGAAGCUGAUUCUUUGUUAUAUCAAUUAAAAAACCCAAAUUCUGAACAAGGCCAUCUGAAAGACGCAAUUGCUAAAGUGGAUGUAGUGGAUGGAAAGAAGAUAGAAAAAGGAAAGGAAACUGUUAUAGAAGAAUUACAGAUAUUGAAUCAAAAUUUACAUUCCCUUGUAGAACAAUUGGUGUUGCAAGCUGAAGUACUUAAGGAUGAAAAUAUGACAUUAAAAGAAAGAGUGAGUUACCUGGAAAAAGAGAGAGUCAAGUAUUUGAAUCUUCCAACUCAAAGUGAUUUAUUACAACGAAACUUUUCAAAUAUUAGUGGAAAUGAAGGUUUGACAAAUGAGUUUAUCCAGAAGAUGCCGAUUGCAAAGGAACCACAACACAGACCAGUUGUUCAACCUCAUUUUGAUUUAAGUGCGCUGAAGGACUUAUAGUUAAAUAAUGGACUUUUCAAGCUAAGAUUUUAACUUACGUGACCAUUUAGACACCUAUAGAUAAUAUCAAUGGUUGAGAGGCUAAUUGAUCUAACUGACAUUUUUUGCAUAUUCAAUGGAGAAAAAUUUGGUUCCAAAAUAAAUUAAUAUCACCAAAAAAUUCUGCUUAGAUCAAUUAGCUUUUCAAGCAUAAGAUUAUAUGUAUAUCCAAAUCUAACUCAUGGUAUUGUAUUUUAACUAGUUAUAAAGCAAUUGAUACAAUGCUGGACGAAUUGUAUAAGCUGCUUUGUUCUCUAUUCAUAGAUUGUGAUUCCUCAUCAUUAAAUUAAAUAUUUUUUCAUUACUUUUGUUUUUAUAACAGUAUUUGUAGUAAUAAUGUUGAACCAUGACAUACAUGACAAGAUCAUUAAUGAAUGGAGGUGAAUUAAAGCAAAAUAAUUAUUAUGUUUUACAGCAAAACAUUAAGAUUUGUUUACUUUUUUAUUAGUGUCAUGUAUAUGAUGUAUAUUUUUUGUCAUGGUAGAAGAGCCUUUUCAUGUUGUGGUAUUUUUUUUAUUUGAUUUGUAAAAGCGGUUAUUUUGAACCAGAGAUGUGCUAUACUACAUUGGUGUGAUGCAUUUGGCUUCCACCAAUCAUAUUCAUUGGUACACAUAGCUAAAGAUUAGUGGAAUCGGACUUAGCUACACUGUGUUUUUUAUAUGGAAUGAUGCAUGCUAUGGAUUGCAUCCCUACUAUCGAUACAUCUCAUACUUAAACCCUCCUCAUACAGCUACUAAGUGUUGCAAUCUUUAUAGUACAGCUACAUCGCAUAGUAUCAGUGGAAACGGUCACAUAGUUUUACAGUUUAGCUAUUAACCUUAGUAGCAAAGCUAAGUAGCACAUCUCUGGUGCAAAAGUACAAUAAUUCAAGUUUAGGUUGUAUUAUGUACUUUGUUUGUGUGUAAUUUGUAUAUUUAAUUUUUUUAUUACAUCUGUAAUAAUCGUUAUGUAAAAUGUAUGUGUAUAUUAUUAUGUAGUAAAAGGAUGCUACAAAUAAAAACCCGAUUUUUUCUUUUGUAGA
Molecule: messenger RNA, 1973 nt
Organism: Spodoptera frugiperda (fall armyworm)
Lineage: Eukaryota; Metazoa; Arthropoda; Insecta; Lepidoptera; Noctuidae
Product: nuclear receptor-binding factor 2
Exons: 2
Coding region: 143-913 (256 amino acids)
Biological process (GO): autophagy
Source: RefSeq, a predicted model, not a curated record